AUGCGUUCAUCUGACACCCUUUUCCUUUUGCUUAUAAUACUAUUUAUUGAAUGGAUUAAAUGCUACUCUCCUGCUGGACGACGGGAGUUGGCAUCGGUAUUAGUAUCAAAUAAGCUAUAUUUUUACGGUGAUGGAAUAGGAAUGCUAGUGUCAAAGGCCGCUUAUAGUGCGAUUGUUUAUGAAAAUGAUAUUAUUAUUUUUGGUGGGGGUGCAACUCUAAAUUCACCAGGAAUAAUUAAUGAUCUUGUCACUGUGGUUGACUCCAUCAAUGCAAAGAUGUAUAUUUGGAGUGGUGAGGAUAACAAU
Molecule: messenger RNA, 306 nt
Organism: Dentiscutata erythropus
Lineage: Eukaryota; Fungi; Glomeromycota; Glomeromycetes; Diversisporales; Gigasporaceae
Source: the annotation of a GenBank genome assembly